Paramuricea clavata is the source of this 817-nucleotide messenger RNA. The record is from the annotation of a GenBank genome assembly. Lineage: Eukaryota; Metazoa; Cnidaria; Anthozoa; Malacalcyonacea; Plexauridae.
AUAAGAGUCAGUACAACAACAGUGUAUCACUGACUUCGCAUGAUAUGGAGGGAACUAAACGCAAGAUUAAGAAAAAUUCCUUCAAAACAGGUAAAAUCAAAGUUUUCUGACAACAUCAACUUUUUAUCCAUGCAUUUUGUUGAGAUUUCUUUGCGUCGCAACCUGGUCGGAUACAAUCAGUCCAACUUGUCUCGGCCAAAAAAUUGGCUUGAUUUUCGGCAUUUUUAUAUAUCAUCCUCUAAACAAAAAUUUGGUCAUGGGAAUACUAUAUACUCUUCUUAACCAAGUUAUUCUUCCCUUUCUUGCUUAUAUUUUAGACAUAAGGGACCUUCACUGGGGGAACAACGUAGUUUACUGGAGGGACUAAAACAGGGACUACGCAGUCUAUGGUAUUAAAAGAGGCCCUGAUUAUAUGUGUGUAUUAUAAAACUGGUCAUUCCAGAUUGUAUAUAUUAUAAUUUUAGAAGGAUUUUCACGAGAUCUAGAAAAAGCAGAAGGCAGCAAUGAUAUGAUGCUUGUAACUUUUCUUGGAAAUGAAAAAGAACAACGUAGAGUCAGAAAUAAAAAUACACUGGACGAAAAAGUUGGAGAAAAGAAAAUUGGGCUGGAAAGAAAGAAUUGUGAUAUUCAGAUUAAGGAACUGAGCGCAGAGCAAAGAUUGAUAAAAUCUCGAUAUGUAAAUAUGGUCAGAAGAACUAAAGCAAACGAAAUCUCUAUGAACGAAGGAAAAAAAUAAUACUUCCAUACUUUCUUUGAUUAUGUUCAAUACUGUAAACAAUAUUGAUUUUAAAAUAAUGAGAACAAGAAAAUAUACCGG